Aspergillus calidoustus is the source of this 1449-nucleotide messenger RNA. The record is from the annotation of a GenBank genome assembly. NCBI's taxonomy places the organism in Eukaryota, Fungi, Ascomycota, Eurotiomycetes, Eurotiales, Aspergillaceae.
AUGAAACCAAAAGAGUUCUUAUGCUACCCGGAGAGUCCAAGUCUCUGCGAGCUAAUGAAGACGGAUUCCUUGCCCAUGCUGCUUGUUGGAACUUACUUCACCUUGUUUACCAAACGACAGGUGCAGGACAAGCAAAUGAACACUUGCCUCUCCGAAGGCUGUAUCUGGCUAUGCAAGGAGCAUUUGGAAUUUGAGGGAGAUGACAUGAUUGAAUGGAGGGAUAGCAGAUUAUAUGGUGACUAUGUUGAUGUUCCUCAGCCUUGGCCGCAAUUCUUGAGGUGGAAUCACGAGCCACUUGUCGCCGACCCUGAAUUGAAACCAGACUUCUCACAGCUGUUCGUGGCUGCAACUACUCCUCCCCGCGAUCCAUUUUCAAACUUACCAGCUGAAAUAUGUAUUAUGAUCAUGGAACUGCUGCCUUCAAGCGAUGUCAAGUCUCUUAUCAACGCUAGCCAACGCUUUGCUGGUAUAACCAACGGGUUUCCGAAUACCUUUCUGGAAUCGAGAAUCUACCAUGAGACUCCGUGGGUCGAAGGAACUGGCUUCUGGAAAGAGCUGUCCUUACUCAAAAAGGAGGGACAGCGAUCUAUAGACUACAAAAGUCUUGCCAGGGACAUUGCUUCCAGAUCCAGAUUGCAAUGCCCGUGUUUCGAAGAGCCUCCGCGCAAAGCCCGGCGAUGUUUCGAACGCUGUCAUGACCAUGACCAUUGGCCUUGGAGAGGCGCCGAGGAUUGGCUGGGACUCAAGAAUCGCUGUCGGAUAUGGAAGUGCUGCGAAGCGAUCCUGGAGCAGAUUGGAGGUAAAUUAGGUAGUGACGGUUCGAGGUAUGCAGAGUUGCGAAAGAGAGCAGACUUUCGUCUGGCAUCCAUCAACCCUUUGCCUGGAGAUACUAGUCGAGAGUGGCACGAACGUCCUGAAAGCCGCCGAGAUCUGUCAGAGAUCUACUUCUGCUCAGAUCUUCCAGGCACUCUGAGGAUCUUUACAGAAUCAGAUGGCUCAAUCCAUGGAAUCCAGUGGAUUCAAGUGGCAAAAAGUCAGUUGAUUGGCUGGCGUACCGAAAAGGCUCAGGAACUUGUGAUCCCCAAAGAGACCACUAUUUGUGGGUUUAUCCUCUCGUUGGGUCAAAGCACGGCAACAGAUAAGAAGCCUCAAAGCGUCAGGGGGCUACACUAUUGGACCACUUCUGGGCUGUAUGGUCUCGGGCAACUAGACGACAAUGACCUGGUUCAUGUCUUUUGGCCUGGAAAUGGUUGGCUGAACACGAUUGUCGGAAUUGCAGCACACGCACAAAAAACCCGGUUUCUCACAUUUGGCAUUAUAACCAACCCACCAGCGGGACAAAAAUGUGAUUGGAAUUUCCAGUCUCAACAUUCACACCCGCUGGAAUUGGGGUUACCAUCUACCCACAUACUUGCCUUCUUUCAUUCGUGUCUCACCAGCAAUUGGUAA